AUCCAGACCUCUUGUCUCUUCAUCGUUCUCCCACCUGCACGACGCUGGGUUCUUUGGUCAGAAAUAAUUCUGCUAGAAAUGAGUCACGACCUUUAAAACAUCAUAGCUCAAGAUCUGGAGUCAGAACUGAGUGGGUGCCACGAGGCAUAGCUCUUCCGUGGAAAGAUAAGAAAUCUUGGCUGCUUUCCAGCACCCACGGAGUUGUCACGGAGCACGGCAGCAGGCACGGCCCGGCUUCUUCCAGGCUGACUCCUCCCCACCGGCCCGCGUCGGAGGCGGCGGGCGCGGGUCUCCCCUGCCCGCGGCCAGCUGGGGGUGAAGUCCCGAGCCGGGGCGGGGCGGGCCCAGGCCGCCCAGUUCCUGCUUCUAUAAGCCGUGCCUGGGGCCGGCGGCGCCGCCACAAACGCCGGCACGGCGGGCGGCGCAGGAUGGGCGCGCGCGGCGCCGCGAGCCCGCCGCGAGGCCCCGGGCCGCUCCUCCCCGCCAUCCUCCCGCUGGGGCUGCUGCUGCUGCCGCUGCCGCCCGCCUCGGGCGCCGGAGCCGGCCGGCCGCCCCACCUCGUCUUCGUGCUGGCGGACGACCUGGGCUGGAACGACGUGGGCUUCCACGGCUCGGCCAUCCGCACGCCGCGCCUGGACGCGCUGGCGGCUGGCGGGGUGCUGCUGGACAACUACUACACGCAGCCGCUGUGCACGCCCUCGCGGAGCCAGCUGCUCACCGGCCGCUAUCAGAUCCACACAGGUUUACAGCAUCAAAUAAUCUGGCCCUGUCAGCCCAGCUGCAUUCCUCUGGAUGAAAAACUCCUGCCCCAGCUUCUAAAAGAAGCAGGCUACGCUACCCACAUGGUUGGAAAGUGGCACCUGGGAAUGUACCGGAAAGAAUGUCUUCCAACACGCCGAGGAUUUGAUACCUACUUUGGAUAUCUUCUAGGCAGUGAAGAUUACUACUCCCAUGAGCGCUGCACCUUAAUUGAUGCUCUGAAUGUCACACGAUGUGCUCUUGAUUUCCGAGAUGGUGAAGAAGUUGCAACAGGAUAUAAAAAUAUGUAUUCAACAAACGUAUUUACUGAAAGGGCUACAACCCUCAUAACCAACCACCCACCAGAGAAGCCUCUGUUUCUCUACCUUGCUCUCCAGUCUGUCCACGAGCCCCUUCAGGUCCCCGAGGAAUACCUGAAGCCCUAUGACUUUAUCCAAGAUAGGAACAGGCACUACUAUGCCGGAAUGGCGUCCCUUAUGGAUGAAGCAGUGGGAAACGUCACCGCAGCCUUAGAAAGCCGAGGGCUCUGGAACAACACGGUGUUCAUCUUCUCCACAGAUAACGGCGGACAGACUUUGGCAGGGGGCAAUAACUGGCCCCUCCGAGGAAGAAAGUGGAGCCUGUGGGAGGGAGGCGUGCGAGGGGUGGGCUUUGUGGCCAGCCCCUUGCUGAAACGGAAGGGCGUGAAGACCCGGGAGCUCAUCCACAUUUCUGACUGGCUGCCCACCUUGGUGAAGCUGGCCGGGGGCAGCACAAAUGGCACCAAGCCUCUGGAUGGCUUCGAUGUGUGGAACACCAUCAGUGAAGGAAGCCCGUCCCCCAGAAUGGAGCUGCUGCACAAUAUCGACCCAAACUUCGUAGAUAUUGCACCAUGUCCUGGGAACAGCAUGGCUCUGGCCAAGGAUGAGUCUUCCCUUCUGGAAUAUUCAGCCUUCAACACAUCUAUCCAUGCUGCUAUUAGAUACCAGAACUGGAAACUGCUCACAGGCUACCCAGGCUGUGGUCACUGGUUUCCCCCACCAUCUCAGUAUAAUGUUUCUGUGAUACCCUCAUCGGACCCACCAGCCAAGACCCUCUGGCUCUUUGACAUUGACCAGGACCCCGAAGAAAGGCAUGACCUGUCAAGAGAAUAUCCCCACAUCGUCAAGAAGCUCCUUUCCCGUCUGCAGUUCUACCAGAAACACUCCGUGCCUGUGUACUUCCCGGCACAAGACCCCCGCUGUGAUCCCAAGGCCACUGGGGCCUGGGGCCCUUGGAUGUAGGAUUUCCGGCAGCCUGGAGGGCAGCCUGAAAGCCUCUCUGUUUGCAAGCUGGACUCCAGGCCUUCACUCGUGUGAUUCUUGUCUCGUCUGUUCUCCCAGCCUGGGUUCUCUGGGCCCUGCUCUUGCUCCUAAACCACCCUGAGUUGUCUAAUUUCAACCCUUAGUGCAAUUGAGGUGCUGAUAAAAUCUGAACACUGAUGCUGUUGGCUGGGGUAUGUGUCCAGAGGAGAGGGUGACUGGGUUCACCCUCCCUUGCCUGAUUAUCUGCGGGAUUGCUGGGAAUUUGACUUAAAAGAGGAAGUUACCGAGUCUUGGAGGCUGGAGCAGCUGGUUCUUUUUGCCUCACAAGUCAGAUGUUAGAUUUCCCUCUGCAAUAGCCGGGUUUUAUUGGAGUGAUUCACGUUUCUUGUAACAAAUGAAAGGGUUAGACAGUCGCUAAUGGUUCUGUUGGCCACGGGUUCUCCCUGCCUGAGAGAUCCUGUUCAGGCAUCCCCUGUGAAUAACCCGCCUUGGUUCCCCCCUUGCUCAUGCAUCUCAUCACUCACCUCAUCACUCAUCCUGUCAUGGAGCAUAAGGCUCGUUUCAUUAUUAACAUGAGUUUGGCAAUACGCCUAUUCCUUAGUUUGGGGCUUUACGAUUAAGAAAUGUGUUUUUAUCCCCCAGUUUUUCCCAACCGUUGCUCAUCUUGUGUGGACUGCCAGCUACCCCCACACCCUCUGUGGUACUUUUUCUGCGCUUUCUUCUGAUUCAGGCUUCCUGCGCCUGGGAAGGCCGCUUUGCUUCUGCACUCUGAGCACCACUGGUCUCUGAUACGCUGCUGAGGCCUGCCUCCCCUCUGCCCCGGCCCUGAAGCUGGAGCGCUACCCAGAGAGACGGCGAGUCUAGCUCUGUGGGCACGUUCAUGGCAGCACUCGGGUCUCUGUCAUCUGCUUGGAGAUGUUUUUUUCUAGUUGCAUGGAGUUUAUUCUCAUGAUUGUGGCUAAGUGUCAAAAUAUAUUUAGUUGCACUGCUCUUCCCUAGAAGUGAGGAGAAACCUUGGGAAAGGAUAAUACUGUCCUGAGGUGAUGCAAGUAGUAGGCAGUUUGAAAAAGGAACUGGCCAGCAUGUGGGAUACUGGACCUCGAUAACACAGAAGAAGGUGUAACCAUGGUUCUCUGUUUUCUCAGUUUUACUGCUUGUAUUGAGGUUGGGGGAAGAGGAUACACAGUUUGAUCUUCCAGCUCUUUCUCAGCCCCACCAAUGUCCUACUAACAUGAACCAGUCCAGAUGAGCUUCAAAGAGUGUCAAACUCAGGAAAAUGUGGCCAAAAUCUGCAUACCCUUUUUUUUGCAUUAACUCCACUGUUUCAUUCAAUGCUUAUCUCCAAUGCCUGGAUCAAUGCCUGCUGUGUGGAAUGCACUCAGUACACCUUUCUAAAAAAUAAGUGAGUGAAUGAACAAAUGAAUAAAUGAGAAAGUUUCACAUCAGGGAAGAUGCUAGUUUAAUGAGCUGAGUACUGGGCUGAAUAUAAGUAUUUUCCAACCGUCACUUUUCUGUUCUCAGGCUGCCCUCCUGGGGCAGGAGCACAGCGCACAUAUCUGGGCGGUCUAGGACACCAUAGCGAAGUUGUGAUGUCUUCCAGAGGGAGAAGGGCAAGAAAUAUGCCUGCUGCAGGGACUCUUCUGCCAAUAGUCCUUAGUUCUCGUCUGCAGAGGACACUGGAAGCUAAAACCACCAAAUAAUACAAUAUGGGUCAUGGCACAGCCGCCCUUCAGUUCAGCAGCAAUAUCCUCUGGUGACAACUGGUUUGUGUUAAAAUACGAUGAAUGGAAAGAAACAGUGCUAGAACUAAUGACCCCUGUUACCAGCCUGUACCCCACGCCUGGGCUGGCAGGCAGCUGGCCAAAAUGCUUCUCACUCACUCCCAAGCCUGUGGCAGAUGUUAUGAAUAACUGAGCCCAGUGUUCCUUCUGGACCCUUCUAACCCCGGGGUGGAGGCACUGUUGAUGCUCUGAGAUUGGAGGCCGUCACUACACAAUAGCUGUUCUCUCCCCCUGCCGUGCUCCCAACAGCUGCUCCCAAUCCUAGGUCCUUGAUUGCUGGGUACCGUGCGGAUGUUCUGCACACGAUGGACUCAAAAGGAAUCUUAAAGACCAAUUUUUUGGUAAAACUUUUACUUGAGAUCUUACGUUAUCCAUAAUCCAAUGUAAACGUCAUUGGGUUUUCUUAUUCUGUACAGGAAUGUAAACAGAUUCACAGGUUGUCACUUGAAGUAUUAACGGUGUUUCUUUCUGAUUUGGUUUACCUAUGGUUUUGUUUAUUUAAUUUCCUUUUUACUACCUGAUUACUCCAGAUGUAGGGGACAAAAAAUUAAAUUUAUCUUUGGAAACGUGUCAGCCAUGAGUAUGGUGUUUCCAUUUGGGAGAUGGAAGGUUCUGGAACAGAUAGUGGUGAUCGCUGUACAACGUCAUGACGCACUUAGUGCCUCUGAAUUGUACUUUAAACGGUUCAAAUGACAAAUUUUAAGUUGUAUAGUUUUUAACCACAAUUCCAAAACUGUGUUGGCCUGUUUUGUAUCCUGUGAAUUUUAACUGAAAAAAGCUGUUAAAUAAAUAUAACAAAAAAUA
Bubalus bubalis (water buffalo) is the source of this 4627-nucleotide messenger RNA. It is a transcript of the gene ARSB, whose product is annotated as arylsulfatase B. The coding region runs from base 429 to 2021 and encodes 530 amino acids. Lineage: Eukaryota; Metazoa; Chordata; Mammalia; Artiodactyla; Bovidae. The record is from RefSeq and is a predicted model, not a curated record. The transcript is spliced from 9 exons.